AACAUGCGGGGUUGAGCCAAUAGGAGCACGAACCGAAGUUAUUGACAUUUCCCAUCCAGCCAAUGAAACGGACCAGGGAAGGAACACAUUAAAGCCCGGAGUUUUGGUAUAAAUAAGCGAACUAGAAACGGACAGACACAGAAAACAACGGCCGGACACCAUCAGUAGUGGCAAGGAGCAUCUCUUACUGCAAUAUUUUCAGAAAAAACCUUUCCCUCCAAAUAAGUCCCCGGAAUCUGAAGGAUCCGCGAUGAAAGCUGUCAGCCCGAUCCGAUCGGCCAGGAAACAAAGCAGCGGCGACAUUGUGCGGGGCCUGUCAGAGCAGAGCCUUGCUGUUUCCAGAAGCAAAACGCCGGUGGAAGAGCCGCUUGGCCUCCUCUACAACAUGAACGACUGCUACUCUAAGCUGAAAGAGCUCGUCCCCAGCAUCCCGCAAAACAAGAAAGUCAGCAAAAUGGAAAUCCUCCAGCAUGUCAUCGAUUACAUUCUGGAUCUGCAGAUCGCUUUGGACACGCACCCUUCUAUCGUUCUCCACCAAAGCCAGAACUCACCCUCCAGAAUGCCCCUGUCAACACUCAACACAGACGUUGCGAUCCUAUCCUUACAGGCAUCUGAAUUCCCCAAACAGUUGUUGUCGGACGACAGUAAGGCUUUCUGUCGUUGACCAACUGGUGUUCGCACAUCACGAGGCCUGAGCUGAUGCAGCCCCUGGAGCGAUCGUAGCCAAGUGGCCCAACAACAAUCAUUGACUGAAUGACUUUCUAAAUGAUCCUCCAAACUCCCUUUUCACCCGGCCUGAUCGGUUAUUUAUAAACGGACUGAAUGCCCUUUCUUCAUUUGGAAGGCUCGCAGUUGUUUUUUUUUCUAGUUUCAUUAUUAAUAUAU
Messenger RNA from Hypanus sabinus (Atlantic stingray), 885 nucleotides. RefSeq names its product inhibitor of DNA binding 2a (gene id2a). Bases 251 to 664 code for a protein of 137 amino acids. Gene Ontology annotation, biological process: circadian regulation of gene expression; cell differentiation; negative regulation of transcription by RNA polymerase II. NCBI's taxonomy places the organism in Eukaryota, Metazoa, Chordata, Chondrichthyes, Myliobatiformes, Dasyatidae. The record is from RefSeq and is a predicted model, not a curated record. Gene Ontology annotation, molecular function: transcription regulator activity; protein dimerization activity. Gene Ontology annotation, cellular component: cytoplasm; nucleus. The transcript has 3 exons.